Molecule: messenger RNA, 1229 nt
Organism: Filobasidium floriforme
Lineage: Eukaryota; Fungi; Basidiomycota; Tremellomycetes; Filobasidiales; Filobasidiaceae
Exons: 5
Coding region: 124-945 (273 amino acids)
Source: RefSeq, a predicted model, not a curated record
CUUCGAUCAAACCAUCAGGACGAACAGGUCUCGUUUCACUUGGCGACAGUGCGGCUGCUGGUUUCAAGAGCGCACAAUUGCUGGCGGCGCUCAAAUGGAUUCAUAUGCAUCUCUCAUAAUAGUAUGAUCGAGAAUGAAAAAGCCGAAACAGCACUGGGCACGAUCGGAGCGGUGCUCUGGACGAUCCAGAUUAUACCCCAGCUCGUCAAGAGUUACCGGACGAAAGAUGUGGAAGGGUUGAGCGCCAUGCUCAUGUUCGUGUGGGCGGUCUCGAGUCCAUUCCUAGGAGUCUACGCCAUCGUGCAAGAUCUCUCGGUGCCCAUCAUUCUCCAGCCGCAGAGCUUCGGCCUGCUCUCCUCGAUCUCGGUGGCUCAGUGCAUGCAUUACGGUCAGAAACGGAGCAAGAGCGUCUGUAUCGCCUUUGUGCUAGCGUUCGCCGUUAUCAUGGCCGGCUUCGAGGUCGGAAUGGUAUAUGCAGUCCGGGCGGGGAUGGACAACGGAGUCGACUGGCCUGUUACGCUUUUUGGGAGCAUAUCCGCGGCUCUGCUGGCCGGAGCGCUGAUACCCCAAUACUAUGAGAUAUAUCGCCUGAAGGAGGUAAAAGGUAUAUCUUUGAUCUUUAUGGGAACAGAUAUGGCAGGAGGCGUCUUUUGUACCCUGAGUCUCGCAUUCAGGAGUAAAGUCGACAUCAUCGGGACGAUCAACUACUGCUGCGUGGUCGUCCUUGACCUCGGUGUCUUGAUCUUGGCCAUGAUCCUCAAUCCGAGGGCAAAGAGGAAACGACUCGAAGCCGGCCUACCUGCCAACGCCGAUGAUACGAUCGAGAUCGACGAUGCGCGGCAGGUGCAGAUGUCGACAGCUACCUCUAGGGCUGUCAAGGACGAAGAUAGGCAGGAUACGUUGGAUUCUACCGGUACUACGAAUGUGAAGGAUUUCUCGGUAUGAGGGCGAACUAUGGGGCGUUUGGCAAAAGGAUUUUACGAUACGACGCACUAGAAGACGGCGCUGGAGAGAGCGCAUGUCAACGUCGACAGCAGCAUAUCAUAUAUGGAGCAAACACAUAGGGAGCUAGAAUCGGUAGAGUUCCUCGAAUUCGAUAUCUGUAGCCUAGUAUCCUCGAGCAGAUCGAUUCACUGUAUCUACAAUAGCAGAUCAUUCACGGAGGCACGCGAUCUGACGAUAUGUGAGAAAUCUUCCGGCCAGUCAAGAUGAUGAGCGAGGGAGGUAGU